AUGAAGGUCUUCGUAGCAUUGGUGGUGAUCUUCUGUGUUUGCAAUGCCAAGCCAUUGCUGAAAAGGAGCAGACAAGAGGUUGAAGAUUUCAUAAAUAACAGUAGCAAGGAUGAAAUCAGGCAAAAAGUUGGAGAAAUAGAAGACUGGAUUAAUGGCAUGAUCGCUGAAGGAGCCAAACUGAUGGCAAAUGAAGAUCUCUUCAACGACGACUUGGAACCUAUUCCAGAAUUGGACAAAGCAAUGUAUAUGCUUAAGAAUGAGGUCGGUCCUGCACUGAAAGAUCUCCCAGAACUCGAUAAAGAGAAGAAGAUGAUGUUUUUGGAUAAAUGCAUUGCCACUGCCGAAAACACUGAUUUCGAUGCUAUGGACAGUGACAAAGAUAGGCUAACCGCUCUCACUCGCCAAGUUUUCGACUGCGCUGGAUCCGGAUUGACCAUCAUUUCCGCCGCCCUUGAUAUCUCCUCUAUGGAUGAUGCCGAUUUGACCGUUGAUGGUUUGGCUGACCGAAUCGAUAUUAUUGAGGCUACAUUCCUGGAGAUGGGUCAUCUAGCUAAGUGGGUUCUUGGUUUCAUCAAAAAGGUAGAAAAUGGAGAUUAUGACAGAGCUUUUGAUUUGGGAAGACGCGGGUCAAAGGAAGAAUUUAUAGAAAUGAUUAAACAAUCCAGCCCACAAGAAAUCCGUGAAGGCGCUGCUGAAAUAGAAGACGGAUUGGAAGAUGCUAUCGAAGUUAUAAACAAAAUGAUCGAACUCGGAGGAAUUCUGGGUGAUGACCUUAAACCAACAGCUGCAUUCAAAAAACUCGAAAAGCAACUGAAUCGCGAUGAGGAGAAGGAGAAAGAAAUCAUGGAUCAGCUUCCAGUAUACGACGAGAACAAAGGAUCUCUUUUCCUUGACGGCUGUAAGAAAAAUGCCAUGAAUACAAAUUUUGACGCUUUUGACAAUGGCAAGGAUUUGAUGAACGAAGUGUUCCAACAGGUGCUCGUCUGUGGAGCCACUGGUCUGGAGGUGAUGAAGGAACUCGUCGACCUUGAAGAUAUGGAUGAUGAAGACCUAAAUCUUGCCGGUCUUGCCGAUCGUUUGAAGAAGUUGGAACAGGCAGCAGUUGAGAUGAAAGCGCUUGGCAAAUGGACCGAAGAUUUCGUUAAGCGUGCUUCGGAUCCCGCCUUUAAGGGGAACGGAGAUGACCUCGUAGGCUUGAAAGAAAGAGGCUUCGGCGGCAAAAAAGACAAAUCUGGUUCUAAAGGAUCAAAGGGAGGCAAAAAGCCAACCUGGGGACCAAAACCAACCAAAGGGCCAAAGCCAACCUGGGGACCAAAACCAUCCAAAGGGCCAAAACCAUCCAAAGGGCCAAAACCAACCUGGGGACCAAAACCAACCUGGGGACCAAAACCUACUGGAGAAGCAAAGUGGGACCGAAGAACCCUCUUGCUUCGCAUACAGAGUGCAUUGAAAAGUUAUAAUAAGGCAUAG
Messenger RNA from Ylistrum balloti, 1470 nucleotides. RefSeq lists its product as uncharacterized. The transcript is spliced from 15 exons. Bases 1 to 1470 code for a protein of 489 amino acids. NCBI's taxonomy places the organism in Eukaryota, Metazoa, Mollusca, Bivalvia, Pectinida, Pectinidae. The record is from RefSeq and is a predicted model, not a curated record.